AUGAAAGAGGAAAUCAUGUUUGACAACCAAACAAAGCCAUGCAGAUCGAGGGUUGACUCCAAAAGCAAUUCAAGUUCUCUGAAACCUAAGUUUGGAUCCUCAUGGGGUUCCCAAAUUGUCAAAGGGUUUACAGCAGACAAGAAAACCAAGAAGACAGCAGCAGUUGCAAGUAAAAAACCACCUCUUGCAAGUGUUGAAAAUGUCAAUCAGACCAUCCAACAGAUUCCGUACCACUCUAGGGUUAAAAGAUCCCUCAUUGGGGACUUCCCUUGUUCACCUGCUGGUGCUCAAGUCCACCCCCAUGUCUUCGAUUGCCACAGUAUUAGGUCCCCAGCAUCCCAUGAUCUUUUUCUUGAGUUGGAUCAUCUCAGGGAGCAACUACGUGAGUCGAAAGAAAGGGAAUUAGCAUUACAGUCAGAGUUGCAGCAAUGCAGAGAAAAUCCAAAGGUUUCAGAACUUGAGAAGGAGCUUGAUUCUAUGAGGGAUGAAGUUGACAGGCUUGCACGACUGAAGACUUCAUUAGAAGCUGAGAAAACAAGCAUAUCUGAACAAUUAUCAGCUCUAUCUUCUAUGGUAGAACAUCAUGAAGAAAAUGUAAGAUUAGAUGGCCAUGGCAACCAGAUACCUAGUGCAAAUGGGGACAAUACACCUUCAGAAAAUUUGGAGUUUGAAGUUGUUGAACUACGCCGGUUAAACAAAGAGCUACAGUUUCAGAAACGAAAUCUUGCAAUUAAGCUCUCUUCAGCUGAAUCCAAAUUGGCUGGCCUUGAGAAGAAUGCAGAGAGUGAUAUAGUUGCAAAGGUUCAAGCUGAGGCAUCGUUGCUGAGGCACACAAAUGCAAACCUCAGCAAGCAAGUUGAGGGAUUGCAAAUGAAUCAAGUAGCUAGAGCAAUGACGGAUAUAGAUUGCAAUGGUGUCAUGGCUUUUAAUGAGGAUGAUGGUGGUGAAGGUGAUGCAAAGAAUGCUGAGGACAGUUCUGAUAUAAAAUUCAGCAUUGCAGAACGCAUCAAGCAGUGGUCCCAGAAUGAUAAGAGUUGUCAAGCAUCUAAAAAGGAAGCCCUUCUUGAUAGGGCAUGGAUUGAAGCUGCAGAAGCACGAAGCCCGACACGUAGGCACUCACUUGGUGGACCAAAGGGACGUGCACAAGACUUCAACAUCAUUAAAAGAAGGCAAUCUGAUACCUUUAUCAGCCUUCCAGAUGCAACAGAUGAGUCAUUUGCCUGUAAUAAGGAUCCUACAAUCAGGGAGAAGCGUGACCUUCUUGUGGACAAGUAUGAUUUUGGUCGAUCUGAAAGUUCAAGAUUUGUUCUCAGCAAGCCAGAAGUAUGCAAAUCACAGUGUCUGGAUGUUGAAAAGCGUGCGUUGCGCAUCCCUAAUCCUCCACCAAGACCUUCUGUUUCUGUGUCAAAUUCUGGUCCAUCAAAUGGAUCGACUGUAAAUCCACCACGACCACCGCCGCCGCCACCUCCUCCAAAGUUUUCCUCAAAAAGUACUGGGGUCAUGAAGAGGGCACCUCAGGUCGCAGAGCUCUACCAUUCACUUAUGAGAAGGGACUCCAAAAAGGAUACUUCCAGUGGUGGAAUCUGUGAAGCAGCUAACUCUGCGAAUGUGCGGAGUAGCAUGAUUGGUGAAAUCGAGAAUCGCUCAUCCCAUUUGCAAGCUAUCAAGGCGGAUGUUGAGACUCAAGGUGAAUUUGUGAAAUCAUUGAUUAAGGAGGUGACUAGUGCAGCCUACAAAGAUAUCGAAGAUGUGGUUGCAUUUGUGAAGUGGCUAGAUGAUGAACUUGGCUUCCUAGUGGAUGAGAGAGCAGUGUUGAAGCAUUUUGAUUGGCCUGAGAGGAAGGCAGACACUCUACGAGAGGCAGCUUUUGGCUACCAGGACCUGAAGAAGCUGGAAUCGGAAGUUUCAAACUAUAAAGAUGAUCCACGCCUACCCUGUGAAAUCGCGCUGAAGAAAAUGGUUACACUAUCUGAAAAGACCGAGAGAGGUGUCUACAACCUUCUAAGGACAAGAGAGGCUAUGAUGAGGCAGUUCAAGGAGUUUAAUAUUCCAACUGACUGGAUGCUUGAUAACAAUCUUAUUAGCAAGAUAAAGUUUGCUUCUGUGAAAUUAGCGAAGAUGUACAUGAAAAGGGUUGCAAUGGAGCUUCAAUACAUGGGCCCUCUGAACAAGGAUCCAGCUCUGGAGUACAUGCUGCUUCAGGCUGUGAGAUUGGCCUUCAGGAUGCAUCAGUUUGCUGGAGGUUUUGACGCGGAGACCAUGGAUGCAUUUGAAGAGCUGAGGAACCUUGUUCACGACAAGAAGCAAGAAGGUCCUUGCCUUGCCCGCAAUCCUGCCACUGUCCGCCGCGCCUCCCACCUCCCUCUCCCUCGGCCGCAUCGCGAGUUCGCCACUGUGCGGGAGCGACGCCGCCGGCCACCAGCCACCGGCCCCGCCGGAAGCUCGUCACCAUCUCCGCAUCUCCGCUUCCUUAUCCGCCUCCCCUCGGGUCCUACUCCUCCUGACGGCCGGUGGCUUCCGCCAGGUGCCACGCCACCUCCCCCGCCACCAAACCGUAAGAGGGGCUGUCGAGUCCAGCGCCCGCUCGCCCGCCCCGCCGGCUUACUCCCGCACGCGCCGCCUAGGUUUGAACCUGCCUUAGAAAUAUACAAAAUGGCUGCAGUUGAUGCAACAACCAAGGAGAUGGAGGCACUGCAUGUUGGACAAAAUGAUGAAACAAAAGAUAAUUUGAUUAAAGACAAAGCUGCAAACAGCAAUCAUUCUGUUCUUGCAGCUCAGUCCUCACCACCAGAGGAUGAUGAUGAUGAAGCACAAGCUGAUGGUCCAUCUCAAGAUGGAGCACCAGGAGCUGUAAAGAAGAAAAAGAAGAAAAACAAAUCCAAAAAGAAGAAGGACCCCCUUCAGCAGACAGAUCCUCCAUCAAUACCUGUUGAUGACCUUUUCCCGUCAGGAGAAUUUCCUGAGGGUGAAAUCCAACAAUAUAAGGAUGAUAAUUUGUGGAGAACAACUAGUGAGGAAAAGAGGGAGCUGGAACGACUGCAAAAGCCAAUGUACAACUCUGUUCGACGAGCAGCAGAAGUUCACAGACAGGUGCGGAAAUAUAUGAGGAGCAUCAUAAAGCCUGGAAUGUUAAUGGUUGAUCUAUGUGAAACAUUGGAAAACAUGGUCCGGAAACUUAUCAAGGAGAAUGGACUGCAAGCUGGCAUUGCUUUUCCAACUGGAUGCUCCUUGAAUUGGGUUGCAGCUCACUGGACUCCAAAUGCGGGCGACAAAACUGUGCUACAAUAUGAUGAUGUGAUGAAGCUGGAUUUUGGAACUCAUAUAGAUGGGUACAUUGUUGAUUGUGCAUUUACUGUUGCAUUCAAUCCUAUGUUCAAUUCAUUGCUUCAAGCAACGAGAGAUGCCACGAAUACAGGGAUCAAGGAAGCUGGAAUAGAUGCACGGCUUGGUGAUGUUGGUGCUGCAAUCCAAGAAGUUAUGGAGUCAUAUGAGGUUGAAAUCAAUGGGAAAGUUUUCCAGGUUAAAAGUGUUCGGAACCUCAAUGGACAUAGCAUUGGGCCAUAUCAAAUCCAUGCUGGGAAAUCAGUUCCAAUAGUGAAAGGCGGAGAACAAACAAAAAUGGAGGAGGGGGAGUUUUAUGCCAUUGAAACUUUUGGAUCUACGGGAAAGGGAUUUGUCAGGGAGGACUUGGAAUGCAGUCAUUACAUGAAGAACUUUGAUGUUGGACAUGUGCCUUUGCGGUUAGCAAAGGCCAAGCAACUACUUGGGACAAUCAACAACAACUUUGGAACGCUCGCCUUUUGCCGCCGGUACUUGGAUCGCCUUGGUGAGACCAAGUACCUAAUGGCUCUGAAAAAUCUAUGCGAUAAUGGCAUCGUUCAGCCGUACCCUCCCCUUUGCGACGUGAGAGGGAGCUACGUCUCACAGUUUGAGCACACCAUCUUACUCCGGCCAACUUGCAAAGAGGUUAUUUCCAGAGGCGAUGACUACUGA
This is a messenger RNA of Miscanthus lutarioriparius, 3993 nucleotides long. NCBI's taxonomy places the organism in Eukaryota, Viridiplantae, Streptophyta, Magnoliopsida, Poales, Poaceae. The record is from the annotation of a GenBank genome assembly.